UCAGCCGUCUCGUCACUUCUGGUCCAAGAUGGCUGCUCUGAGAAGGAACCUGAUGCAAAAUGAGCAGUUGAGUUGGACAGAUGACCUCCCCCUCUGCCAUUUAUCUGGCAUAGGAUCCACUACAAACAGGUCCUAUAACUCAGAAGGAGUCCCCAAGGAAGAGCAUCCCUGUGAAGACAACUGGCUCAAGUUCAGGGGAGAGAAUAACAUCUAUCUUUAUGGAGUGUUCAAUGGCUAUAAUGGAACCAGAGCCACAAAUUUUGUCGGCCAGAGGCUGGCAGCUGAACUCCUCUUGGGGCAGUUGCAUUCAGACGUCACAGACGCAGAAGUUCAGAGAGUGCUUUUGCAGGCAUUUGAUGUGGUUGAAAGAAGUUUCCUAGAGUCUAUAGAUGAUUCCCUAGCAGAAAAAGCAAGUCUCCUGUCUCAGCUACCGGAGGGUACAGCACUUCAGCAGCUCCCCAGCCAGUACCAGAAGAUUGUAGAGCGACUUAACACCCUAGAGAAGGAGAUUUAUGGGGGCGCCAUGGUUAUUGUGGUGUUAAUUGUGAACAACAAACUUUACGUUGCUAAUGUUGGUACCAACAGAGCUCUGCUAUGCAAAUCUACAGUGGAUGGACUGCAGGUCACACAGCUUAAUGCUGAUCACACAACCGAAAAUGAAGAUGAGAUAUUCCGACUAUCCCAGCUUGGGUUGGAUACAGCCAAGAUAAAGCAAGCAGGUGUUAUAGGAGGCCAAACAAGCACUCGAAUAAUUGGGGAUUACAAAGUCAAAUAUAACUACAAUGACAUGGAGUUGCUAAGUGCAGCAAAAUCUAAGCCAAUCACAGCAGAGCCGGAAAUCCACGGAUGUCAGCCCUUGGACGGUGUAACAGGAUUCCUGGUCCUGAUGUCAGAAGGGUUAUACAAAGCUCUGGAUGCUGCACAUGGACCCGGACAAGCAAAUCAGGAGAUAGCAGCAAUGAUUGCCACAGAGUUUGCCAAGCAAGUGUCUCUGGAUGACGUUGCUCAGGCAGUGGUGGAGAGAGUCAAGCGGAUACAUCAUGGCACCUUUGUCAGUGGUGGAGAGCAUGCCAAAUUCUGUGCCAAGCACGAAGACAUGACCUUGCUUGUCCGUAACCUGGGCUACCCUUUGGAAGAGAUUAACCAAACUACUCUUACUCCUACCCAGGGUGGCCGAGUAUACCCGGUAUCUGUGCCCUAUUCCAAUGCCCAGAACACUAGUAAAACCAGUGUCACGCUCUCUCUGGUUAUGCCAUCACAGGGAACAAUGGUGAAUGGUACCCACAGCAGUUCAACACUGGACGGAACAACUCCAACACUGCAGUCGCCUAGUGCAACCCUCCAGUCCACUAACACUCACACACAGAGCAGCAGCUCCAGCUCAGAUGGUGGCCUCUUCCGCACUCGUCCAUCACCAUCUCUUCAGCCAGAUGAGGAUGGUCGGGUAGAACCCUAUGUGGAUUUCACAGAAUUUUAUCGCCUCUGGAGCAUGGAACAUAGUGAUCCCACGGCUUUAGUCACUGCUCAGUGAGCCAAAAUUUAAACUGUGGUCAACUGUUCUCAAUGUCAUAUAUGACUGUUGCAGUUUUACAUCAAGUCUUAUAAACUGCAAGAAAAAUGGUCUUUUAAAUAUAAGAAGAAAGUCAACUCUGUUGGUUGUGACACCAUUACACCUGAAGAGUCGUUGUUUCUAAUGUGCUCUUGAGGACUGGAGGUUCUUAAUGAAAUCUGUCUGUAAGUUUGUCCCUUUGACAUUGGGUGCAGCGUCCAAGGGUGUUGUGUGCAUAUUUUAUUCCGCUGACCUAUUCUACGGACGUGUGAAUGGACCCUAAAUGGGUUGUCUCACUUCAGCAAAUGUAAUUUACCAUGUACAGAAACUUAAAAAAAAGGCACUUACUAAUAUAUUAUGAUUGUCCAUAUUGCCUCCGUUGCUGGCUUGAUACAUUAUGACACAUUAUACACUGCUCUUUUCCAGAGGUUAUGACCUGCCUGCAAUUCAUCAGCAGUGGUCGCGCUUGCACACUAUAGGAAUAAGCACUGGCAUAUGCACAUUCCCAUACACCCGGCCACCAGAGAGGCUGGAGCUUUUUCCUAUAGUGUACAAGCACGGCCACCGCUUCUGGAUUACAGGGUGGUCGUAACCCCUGGAAACAAGCAGUGUAUAAUGUGAUUGAAAAAUUCAUCAAGCCAGCAAAAGAGGCAAUAUGGGUUAAUCGCAAUACAUUAAGUGUCUGGUAUUAACUUUGUCUACAUCAGGGAUGGCCUACCUGAGGCUCCACAGCUGUUGCAAAACUACAACUCCCAGCAUGCCCACAGUGCCUACAGCUAUGAGCCUACAGCAGGGCAUGGUGGAGUUGUAGUUUUGCAACAGCUGGAGAGCUUCAGGUUGGCCAUCCCUGGUCUACAUGAUAAAUGCCAUUUGCUGAAGUGAGACAACCAUCUUAAAUAAGUUGGAGAAGCAGAUGGGCUUAUAAAAGGGGAAAAAAAAGCUGAAUUCACCUGCUAAAGGUUUCUCCUCUCCAGCUCUGUUUUCUGGUCCCCAUUGAUCCAGAAAUCCAUGUUUGUCAUUCAUGAGACAGCUCAGCCAAUCACUGGCCUCAGUCGCAUGCUUUUUAUUUUCACAUGACAAAAAGUUGAAAAGCGAUUCAUACAUAAGCAGGGUUUUACUCAAGAAGCCAUAUUUUUCCUUCAGUAAUGAUACAUUCCGGUGUAAUCAGAUUAGAUCAUUUCUUGUUUGCGUUGGUUAGAAUAUUGGAAGCCUGCGGGCCAGUAUAAGCAAGGCAAAUUGAUGCAGCAGUGAAUGUUUUCAUCGUGAACUCUUAACUUUCAAGUAUGAAAUGUUUAACUGUGAAAGUAUAGAGUUUUACUUCAAACUGAGAUGAGACUACUUGGAAGACGUCAUUUAAAUCCAUUCACAGUUACUGCUGUCCUUUACUUUAGCCAGGGCAAAGAUUACUUCUGCUGCCCUCAUCCUCCAUGUAAAUACGCUGGCAAACGCCUAGUCGCUUGUUGGCACCCAGCACCCAAGGCACUUGGCUCGCCAGACCCAUAGCUGCACUCCUGUGUUAUAUAUUUAUCCACAGCUAAAAUUAAACCUUAACAAACUACAGUGUUAUCCUAAUUUUUUCAAUUGUCCAGGUAUUUUCUAAGCUUUUAUGCUACACUUGCAGGUUUCUGCUGGGUUUACUGUAGCAGUUUGUCAUGCAGAAAAGGAAUACUGUAUGUACAAGUGAUUGGGAUUUUUGAAACACUGCUGUGUUUUUAUUUUUUUAAGUAAUUACACUCAAUUCUCUACACUUUUGCAGUAUUUCUUCUUCACUAACAAUUUCAGUUUGAAGAAAAUACAUAUGGUUAUUGUAGUGCCCCAUGAGGCACUAAAUCCUGUAAAUCCUUUUCCUUAGAACCAGUUCUGGCAACUAUUCCUAAAGCUACUGUACUCAAAAUCAAGAGCAGGAACCACAUUUGUACCAUAGGUUUAGAUGCAGUAGUGAUACCACCAGCACUAGUACUACCAUGUGUAAACCCACCUUUAAAGUUACCCAUGCUUCCUUUUUUUCUUUAAAAUGAAAUACUAGGCUUUCUCCGACGCUCUCAUAGAAAGAAAUGGAGCGUCUGUGCGCAUUUCCGAUAAGGCUUCAUGGAGUACGGUGCCCCCGUUCUUGUAAUCGGUGGGAGUCCCAGCAGUAGGAUCCCCACCAAUCUAAUAGUUAUCUCCUAUCCUGUGGAUAGAGGAUAACUUUCUCUAAGGCUACUUUCACACUCGCAUUUGGUGCAGAUCCGUCAUGGAUCUGCACAGACGGAUCCGUUCAGA
Messenger RNA from Bufo gargarizans (Asiatic toad), 3811 nucleotides. RefSeq names its product TGF-beta activated kinase 1 (MAP3K7) binding protein 1 (gene TAB1). Gene Ontology annotation, biological process: protein dephosphorylation. Bases 29 to 1531 code for a protein of 500 amino acids. The record is from RefSeq and is a predicted model, not a curated record. Lineage: Eukaryota; Metazoa; Chordata; Amphibia; Anura; Bufonidae. The transcript is spliced from 11 exons. Gene Ontology annotation, molecular function: protein serine/threonine phosphatase activity. Gene Ontology annotation, cellular component: cytosol.